Molecule: messenger RNA, 1498 nt
Organism: Candoia aspera
Lineage: Eukaryota; Metazoa; Chordata; Lepidosauria; Squamata; Candoiidae
Gene: MTERF3
Product: mitochondrial transcription termination factor 3
Exons: 8
Coding region: 219-1451 (410 amino acids)
Biological process (GO): mitochondrial ribosome assembly; regulation of DNA-templated transcription; mitochondrial transcription
Cellular component (GO): mitochondrion
Molecular function (GO): double-stranded DNA binding
Source: RefSeq, a predicted model, not a curated record
GGCCCGCGUGGAGGCGAGGAGCUCGUCGCUGCGGCCGGGCAGGCAUUGCCCCCCCCUCCCUCCCUCCCUCCCUAGGCGCUGCAAGCUGCGGGGCCGACGGAGCCUCCCCGAAGGAGCGCGGAGCCGCGGGGAAGAAAAGGCCUCCAAGGAUCCUCUCCCCCGCGCAAGAGCUGCAGCUUUCCCUUGCCCGGGCGUGCAGCCGGAACUUAAUCAGUAAGAUGGCUUUGUGGACUCGACAAUUAUCCAGAUGCUGCCCUUUGUUAAAUGCAUACAAUAUUAUGAAGAGUACAGAACUGAGAAAACAAUCAAUAAAAACGUGGACACAUUUUCUUGAACAACCAGAUUUGCAGUGGCUUUGUCCUUACAGAUAUUUUUGCCAAAUGCUGUUAAAGAACGUUAGAACUUUGCAUUUGGAUAAUCACGUGCAGCUCUGCAGUUCGAGUGCUGAACCCAGUCAGACUUCACUUUCUUUUACUGACAAGUCAAAAACUGAGAUAGUAUCUAGUUUAGAUACUGAUGUAUUGCUUCAAGAUUUGGAAGAUGAGUUGCCUUCAUCUGCCUUGGAGGAAAUUUCAGAAGAUGAGGCUCUUCAAAUCAAAGCUGCACCACCACCUCCGUUAGAAGCUUUCUCACUUAAAGAUUAUAUUGAUCAUUCGGAAACAUUGCGCCAGUUGGUGCUUCUAGGAGUCGACUUGUCCAGGGUGGAAAAACGUCCAAAUGCAGGUCAGCUUCUUGUAAAGCUAGACUUUGAAAACGAUGUUAAAAAAAUCCUUCUAUUCCUUAAGGACACUGGUUUGGAAGAUACACAGCUUGGGUCAUUUCUCACUAAAAAUCCUUAUAUUCUCAAUGAAGAGGUGGAAGAUCUAAAAACAAGGGUCGACUAUCUAAUAUCAAAAAAUUUUACCAAAGAGGCAGUUACACAAAUGGUCUUAAGGGCUCCAUAUUUACUCCUAUUUUCUGUGGAAAGACUGGAUAAUAGAUUGGGUUACUUCCAAAAUGAAAUUGGACUAAAUCCAAGAAAGACGAGAAAUCUGAUAAUCCGUCUUCCAAGGUUGCUGACUGGCAAACUUGAACCAAUUAAAGAAAACCUUAUAGUAUAUGAGCUUGAACUUGGAUUUAGUAAGAACGAAAUCCGUCACAUUGCACACACGGUCCCUAAGAACUUAAGUACAAGCAAGAGAAAGUUAACACAGAUGUUUGAUUAUGUGCAUAAUGUAAUGGGCAUUCCCCACAAACUUAUGGUACUUUUUCCUCAGAUUUUUAAUGCAAAGUUUUUACGAAUCAAAGAAAGGCACCUGUUUCUUAAGUUCCUGGGAAGGGCCCAAUAUGAUCCGGAGCAGCCAAGCUACAUCUCCUUGGAAAAAUUGGUAGCCUUGCCCGAUGAUGUGUUUUGUGCUGAAGUUGCUAAAACAGAAGUAAAGGACUUUGAAAAAUUUUUGAAAACACUGUAAAGAAGAAUUUAAAAAAAAACUUGGUAUAAAAUACAUCUGGUAGUGUG